Molecule: messenger RNA, 3033 nt
Organism: Solanum lycopersicum (tomato)
Lineage: Eukaryota; Viridiplantae; Streptophyta; Magnoliopsida; Solanales; Solanaceae
Molecular function (GO): nucleic acid binding; RNA-DNA hybrid ribonuclease activity
Source: RefSeq, a predicted model, not a curated record
AUGGAUAAUAGUAGAGCUAACAGAGAAAAGUUAAGUGAAGCUAAUGCAAAUUAUAUUAAAUAUCUGAAAUUAGAAUAUGCUAUUCUCCAACAGAAAUCUCAGUUACAUUGGUUGAAAGAGGGAGAUGCAAAUUCUAAAUAUUUUCAUGCUGUGAUUAGAGGUAAAAGAAACAAGAUGGUUAUUCAUAAAAUAAUGAAUGACAGAGGUGUAUGGAUUCAGGGUGAGGAUAAUGUUGCUAAGGAGGCCUGUGAAUAUUAUCACAAUAUUUUUACUGGAAAAUCAAACAAAGUUAAUGAGGAGUUGUUACAGUGUAUUCCUGAGCUGAUAACAGUAGAACAAAAUUUUUAUUUGGACAAAAUGCCUACUGCUGAGGAAUUGAAAAGUAUUAUUAUGAGUAUGAACCCCAACUCUGCACCAGGUCCUGAUGGGAUUGGAGUAUUGCUUCCUAAAGUUGAUCAUCCCAAUAAGUUGAAAGAUUAUAGGCCUGUUAGCCUUAGUAAUUUUACCAAUAAGAUUAUCUCCAAAGUGCUGAGUACUAGAUUGGCUUAUAUUCUUCCCAAGAUUGUAUCAGAUAACCAAUCUGGUUUUGUUAAAGGAAGGAGUAUCUCUGAGGAUAUUAUGUUAGCACAAGAAAUUAUCCAUGGAAUUAAAUUACCUAAAGAAGCUCUUUUUAUUAUUGGAGCUGAAGUUCUGUCAAGGAACUUAAAUCUUCUUUAUAAUAAUAAGCUGUAUAAACGUUUCAACAUGGAGAAUAAGGGGCCUCAUAUUAAUCAUUUGAGUUUUGCAUAUGAUAUUAUUAUUUUCACUUCCACUGAUAGACAAUCUCUACAUCUCAUUAUAAAAAUUAUUAAGGAGUAUGAGCAAGUGUCUGAUCAAAAGGUGAACAAAGAGAAAAGUUAUUUCAUGGUCACUUCAAAGACUAACCAUGAUAUUAUUGAGAACAUUAAGCUGGUAACAGGUUUUGGUAUGAAGGAGAGUCCUAUUAAGUAUUUAGGAUGCCCUUUAUACAUUGGUGGACAAAGAAUUAUUUAUUUUUCAGAAAUGGUGGAAAAGGUAAUAAAUAGGAUUUCAGGCUGGCAAGCAAGAAUUAUAAACUUUGGAGGUAAAACAAUUCUUGUGAAACAUGUCCUGCAAUCCAUUCCUAUACAUACACUGGCUGCUAUGUCUCCUCCAAAAACCACUCUUAACUAUAUUAAGAAACCAAUUGCAGACUUCUUUUGGGGGUUGGAUAAAGAUGGCAAAAAGUAUCAUUGGGCUUCUUGGAACACUUUGGCUUAUCCUACUAAUGAAGGGGGUAUUGGGGUAAGAUUACUAGAUGAUGUUAGUAAAGCCUUUCAGUACAAACAUUGGUGGGAUUUUAGAACAAAGAAAUCUUUGUGGAGUCAGUUUUUGAAGGCUAAGUAUUGUCAAAGAGCCAAUACAGUUGCUAAGAAAUAUGACACAGGUGAUUCUUUGGUCUGGAGAUAUUUAACAAGGAAUAGGUCAGAAGUGGAACCUUAUAUCAAAUGGAAUAUCAAUUCAGGAACUUCAAGCUUUUGGUGGGAUAAUUGGUUAGGCAAUGGUGCUAUAGCUAAUUAUAGUGACAAUAUUUCAAGCUUGAAUAACAGUGUAGUGGCUGAGUUUUUCACAAAUGGAAAAUGGAAUGAAAGGUACAUUCAACAACAAGUGCAACCAUUGUUGAUUCCUCAUAUUCUACAAACACAAAUAAAGUAUCAAGAAGGAGUGGAAGAUACUGCUAUAUGGAUGCCAGAGGAAAAUGGAAAUUUUUCUAUCUCUUCAGCAUGGAAGAUUAUUAGAAAGAAGAAAUCUAUUGAUCCUAUUAACAAUAUUAUUUUGCAUAAACACAUUCCAUUUAAGGUUGCCUUCUUUAUUUGGAGAGCAUUACUGUGUAAACUUCCAACCAAUGAAAGUUUACAAAAAUUUGGAAGACCUGCAGAAGACUGUUAUUGUUGUUAUAAACAAGGAAAAGAUGAUAUUAACCAUAUAUUACUUACUGGGAAUUUUUCCAACUUUAUUUGGAAAUAUCAUGCUACCAAACUGGGAGUAACAAAACUUUAUACAACUAUCAGAAGCCAACUCAUGCAUUGGAGGAAUCAGCCUACAAUUAAUGAGGUACACAAAUUACUUAUGCAUAUUGUUCCUAACUUUAUUUGUUGGAAUCUUUGGAAAAACAGGUGUGGUGUGAAAUAUGGUGAUAAGAAAUCCAGUAUAAAAAGAGUGCAGUAUGGUAUAUUUAAGGAUAUAAUGCAGAUCACUAGAUUAGUGUUUCCUAAUAUUCCAUGGCAGUCUAGCUUGGAUCAUUUGAUUAAAGUUGCUGAGCAAUGUCAUCAACAGUAUAGAAUUAUUAUAGUUUGCUGGAAGAAAUCUAAGGAAGGCUUUUACAAAUUGAACACUGAUGGCAGUGUUAUACAAGAAACAGGUAAAAUUGGUGGUGGUGGAAUCCUUAGGGAUCACCAAGGUAAGAUUAUUUAUGCAUUUUCAAUUCCUUUUGGUUUUGGUACUAAUAAUAUGGUAGAGCUAAAAGCAGCAUUAUAUGGACUCGAGUGGUGUCAACAAAAUGGAUACAAAAAGCUGGAAUUGGAGGUGAAUUCUCAAUUGAUAUGCAAAUGGAUCAACAACACUAAGAAUCCGUCUUCAGGGGUUGGAAAUCCUACUAUUCAGCCUACAAGUAUAGCAGGGACGGAUGGAUCAUCGUCCUCCUCUUCGCACUUGAGGGAAGAGGCAAUCCAAGUCACGACGGUGGAGGAGGACAUGGAUGAAGUUCGUCGUCAUGAAGAAAGGAAUCGAAAUACUAGUGGGAAGGUGGAUGAAUUACGAAGGGGGGAGGAACAGACGGAACUCGACAUAGUCGAGUUGCAGGGUGGAGAGGAGGCGAAAUUGUGUUCUCGACAAGAUCGAUCGGAUGAAAAUCGACAAGAAUCAGUUACAGUGGAAGUGUCUCCAAUUACGCAACAAAUUGGAGAUGGAAUGGGAGUUCGCAACAUUGAAUCGCGACAGGAAAAAGAAUUAGUGGAAUCGCAGCAAGUUCUUUAA